GGAAAAGGGUCCCACAUGUCGGCGCGAUUUUACCGUGGACGACUGGAGGGGGCGACGGGGACGAACGAGACGACCGUAUUUGUUAUCGGACUGGGAAGCAGCGGCGGUACAAAGUGUGGGAGAGAAAGGAGAAGAGACUUGAUGUCCUCGCAGUUUGUCCAAUAGAUCUCCUCGCCGCCUCACCCGUCUCCUCCUCCGCAGCUUCCCCGCGAUCCCGACCAUGGAGGGCGACGGUACCAACCUUGAUGCGGCGAUAGAGUCGCUCCUGAAUGUCGAGAAGCAGAUGAGGCUGGCCGGAGAUGUCGCCGGCACUCGGAAGGCCGUCAUCGACAUCGUCGAGCUCUGCUACAAGGCCGGCGCGUGGAAGACGCUAAACGACCAGAUCGUUCUCCUAUCUAAGAGGAGAGGCCAGCUUAAGCAGGCUAUUACUGCUAUGGUUCAGAAAGCAAUGGAGUACAUUGAUUUGACACCAGGCAUUGACACAAGCAUCGAGCUAAUAAAAACACUGAGCAGUGUCUCUGCUGGCAAAAUCUAUGUUGAGAUAGAGAGAGCAAGAUUGAUCAAAAGGCUUGCAAAAAUUAAAGAGGAGCAGGGACAAAUUUACGAGGCUGCUGAUUUGAUGCAAGAAGUUGCUGUUGAAACAUUUGGCUCUAUGGCAAAGACGGAGAAAAUUGCUUUCAUUCUUGAGCAGGUCCGGCUAUGCCUGGAUCGGCAAGAUUUUGUCAGAGCACAAAUUUUAUCCAGGAAAAUCAGUACUAGAGUAUUUGACGCAGAUCCAUCAAAGGAAAAAAAGAAACCAAAGGAAGGUGACAGUAUUGUUCAGGAUGCUCCUGCAGAUAUUCCUUCCCUUCUAGAAUUGAAGCGCGUCUACUACGAACUGAUGAUUCGUUAUUACUCUCACAACAAUGAUUACUUGGAAAUCUGCCGUUGUUACAAGGCUAUUUAUGAUAUUCCAGCAAUAAAAGAGGAUCCAACAAAGUGGAUACCGAUUCUUAGGAAGAUCUGUUGGUACUUGGUGCUAGCACCUCAUGAUCCUAUGCAAUCAAGCCUUCUCAAUGCUACACUAGAGGAUAAAAACCUUUCAGAAAUCCCAAAUUUCAGGUUAUUACUGAAGCAGCUGGUCACCAUGGAGGUGAUACAGUGGACAAGUCUGUGGGAAUUCUUCAAGGAGGAAUAUGAGAAGGAGAAGGAUCUUCUUGGGGGAGCUUUGGGUGCCAAAGCUUCAGAAGAUUUGAGGCUGAGGAUUAUCGAACAUAAUAUCUUGGUUGUAUCCAAGUACUAUGCAAGGGUUACCCUCGAGAGGCUUGCUGAUCUUCUUUGCCUGACUUUGCAGGAGGCAGAGAAGCAUCUCUCAGACAUGGUUAACUCGAAAUCUCUAGUGGCAAAGAUCGACAGGCCGAUGGGAGUUGUCAGCUUCCGGACGACCCAAGACAGCAAUGGCACACUGAACUCAUGGGCCACGAGCCUUGAGAAGCUUCUGGACCUCGUUGAGAAGAGCUGCCACGAGAUACAUAAAGAGACCAUGAUCCACAAGACGGCGUUAAAAGUUUAACUCUUUUGGUUUAGGUUUUGAAACCCGUGCUGUUCAUGAGUUACCGUAACAGGAGGGGGGGUUUUUUGUUGUUGUUGGGCACGGCCAGUGUCCCCGCAAAUUUGCUUUGACUCGCUGAAUAUUUUUCGGAUUCCUAGAUCUGCAAUCAGAUACCUAGUCCUGAAAAAAAAAAGUAGAUGCACCUUUUUUUUUAUUAAAAUUCAGUUCUCCAGGCUUCA
This is a messenger RNA of Zea mays, 1770 nucleotides long. Its product is annotated as 26S proteasome non-ATPase regulatory subunit 12 homolog A. Gene Ontology annotation, cellular component: cytoplasm; proteasome regulatory particle, lid subcomplex. Bases 221 to 1552 code for a protein of 443 amino acids. The transcript has 11 exons. The record is from RefSeq and is a predicted model, not a curated record. Lineage: Eukaryota; Viridiplantae; Streptophyta; Magnoliopsida; Poales; Poaceae.